Molecule: messenger RNA, 345 nt
Organism: Dermacentor silvarum
Lineage: Eukaryota; Metazoa; Arthropoda; Arachnida; Ixodida; Ixodidae
Product: protein max
Exons: 1
Coding region: 1-345 (114 amino acids)
Biological process (GO): positive regulation of transcription by RNA polymerase II
Cellular component (GO): RNA polymerase II transcription regulator complex
Molecular function (GO): DNA-binding transcription factor activity; protein dimerization activity
Source: RefSeq, a predicted model, not a curated record
AUGAGUGACGGCAAAACGGACAAGAGAGCGCGCCACAGUGCUCUGGAACGAUGUCGACGGGACCGCAUCACGUCCAGCUUCAGCAGCCUGCGGGACGCCGUGCCGUCUCUGCAAGGCGAGAAGGCUACGCGGUCGCAAAUCCUCAAGAAGGCGGCCGACUACAUUGAAUCCAUGCUGAGCAAAAACAAUGAUAACCAGCGCGACAUCCAGAAACUCUGGGCACAGAACAAGCUCCUCGAAGAGAAAAUCCGGAUGCGUGAGGAGGCUAAGAUGGCCGCCUGCAGCCGCGAGCGGAGCGGCUGGGCGCUCCACAAAGCUGCUGCUGCGCCGAAGCAAGGCGAGUGA